Molecule: messenger RNA, 507 nt
Organism: Mesorhabditis spiculigera
Lineage: Eukaryota; Metazoa; Nematoda; Chromadorea; Rhabditida; Rhabditidae
Source: the annotation of a GenBank genome assembly
AUGCCCCGCCCACGGUUUCAGCUGAUGCUUGCGUGGUGCGGGCUUUUGGCCCUUUGCGCCGGCUGUUUUCCGGUAGUGCCGAGCCCUAGCCCCAGCUCGACCACAACGACAACGACUGGAUCGACGGUCACGACCACAACCACGACCACUCCAACUACGACGACAACCACCACUACAACUACAACUACAACUACUACGACCACCGGGACGACGAGUUGCUGCCCGGCGUUGACGCAAUUCAUCAACCCGGAUCAGACGACAUUUGCUGACGGCAUCAUGACGUUCCAAUACAACUCGAUCUCGUGUCGGACGACCGUUUCGGCCGUAUGCACUCGAGAAGACGGCCUCGACCAACUUGAUGCCGCCAUCGUCGCGAACAGCGUCGAUUAUCUGGAUUAUGGCGCACCGCCGGUGACCGUCACUGGCCAGUGCAUAGGUGGCCAAUGGUUUAUGGCCGAGCCGCCUCUGCUCAUUAACACACUCGAGUGUUAUCUCAUCAACCAGUCA